Messenger RNA from Stereum hirsutum FP-91666 SS1, 1032 nucleotides. RefSeq names its product NAD-P-binding protein. The record is from RefSeq and is a predicted model, not a curated record. Bases 1 to 1032 code for a protein of 343 amino acids. NCBI's taxonomy places the organism in Eukaryota, Fungi, Basidiomycota, Agaricomycetes, Russulales, Stereaceae. The transcript is spliced from 2 exons.
AUGCCUUUUCUGACGCCAGGUGGAAUUGCCGCAUUCUUCUACCAACAAUUCUUCGUGACCCCAAAAGUCGAUCCUAAACUCUCCUUCACUGGCCAGACCGUCAUUGUCACCGGCUCCAACGUCGGUCUCGGUUUCUCCACCGCAGAACAGAUCGCCCAACGCGGCGUGUCCAAACUCAUCCUCGCCGUCCGUAGCGUCUCUAAGGGCGAAGAAGCAGCCACUAAAAUCCACGCCAGCCUAGCAAAAUCUCAGGAUCCGACUCGGACGACUUCGGCCCCCGGCAUCGACAUCGAAGUCUGGCCACUUGACCUCGGGUCUUAUCAAUCCGUGAAAGACUUUGCUGCUCGUGCGAAGAAGCUGGAUAGGCUCGAUGUGCUGUUGGAGAACGCGGGUGUGCAGAAAUCUAAGUUCGAGUUGAAGGAGGAGGAUGAGGAGACGAUCACAGUGAAUGUCGUGAGCACUGCACUGCUCGCGUUCAUGUUAUUGCCGAAGUUGAGGGAGACGGCGGAAAGGUUCGGUGUGCUUCCACAUCUGGUGGUUGUGAGCAGCGAGACGGCGUUCUUUGCGAAGUUUGAGGAGAGGAAGGCGGAGAGUAUCCUUGAUAAGUUGGCGGAUCCGAGGUCAGAUAUGAGCCAGAGGUACUUCAACUCUAAACUCAUCGAGAACUACUUCGUGCGCGAACUCGCUUCUCGUGUCACAUCUUCCCCCUCUUCACCCUCCGUCGUCAUCAACGCCGUCAACCCUGGGUUUUGUCAAUCGACUUUCUUCCGUGAGGGCUCCAUCAACCUCGGACUACGCCUCUUCAUGUUCUUCGUCCAACGGAAGACCCAUGUCGGGGCUCGAAAUUUUGUGUAUGCUGCUGCCGCCGGUCCCGCAUCACACGGGCAAUACCUGAGCGAUUGUAGGGUGCAUCCGUCGCCGUGUGAGAGGGAAAAUCUGAAGGCAGAAUUGGAGGAGAUACAGAGGAAAGUCUGGGAUGAGUUAGUGCGGAAGCUGGAGAGAAUAGAGCCAGGGGUUACGAGUUCUAUUUGA